UCAACCAUUGCAAAGUUCGUAUUGUGUAUCAGUCAAAUAUUAGCUUGUUUUACAUUUAAAUGCACCUGUAGAAAAGAACAAGAUAGACAAUUUGUUUUCAACAUUCUCAGGAUUCAUAAUGUAAAAGACAAUUCUGCAAACGAACGUAUUUUUUUUUAUGAUGACACAGUAUUUACAACAACACAUUUAUAAAGACAGCUGUUUUACAGUUUUACUUGCACUCCAUUGCUAGACACUAGACGUAAUUAACCAUUCACCUGUCAAAGGUAUUAUACGCACGAGUUGUCUUACUGGUACAAGAAAGAAAUGGAUUAACCAUCCGCUGCAAUUUUCAUUAUUGACACGCACUUGUGUCACACAGAAGUUAGACAGUGUACAGUAAAAACUCAAAUGAAUCCAUGAGAUGCUGCCUUUCACGACGAGGAUUAUUAUACUUAUAUUUGCCUUAUCAAGAGUAUCAGUGAGAAUUAGUCUUUCAUGUAGCAUUCAUGUUUGUUUGACAUGGGAAGUUAGAAAUGAAAACUUAACUUUCAAAUGUAAAGUAAGCCAAUUAAGAUAUAAAGUGAUAUUUUCCAAUCCUGAUAACAAAGAAGAAGGACACUGUCUAAGCCCGAUACCGUACCCAACAUGUUUUCCUACUGACACUCAUAAUGCCAUGUCACAAGAUCGUAAAACAAACACAACUAUAUUGAUUAUAAAUAGACAAAUAGACAGUAGCUUAAAUGGGCCUUGGAAAUGCUAUCAUGGAACAAAUAGAGAACUUGCUGUUGUUGAUGUUACAAUAUUAGAUAAACAUAAUAAAGUUACAAACAAUUCAGAAUAUAAUAACUGUAGUGAUGAAUAUAUGGCUUGGACAUUUUUUGGUGUUAUAAUUUGCGUUAUUAUACUGCGGACUUUCGGGACGUAUUUAAAAUACUGGAAGAAAUAUGAAUGCGUUAUAUGUAACAAUAUAAAAGAAGGAUGUUGUAAGAGAUUUUGUGUGUUUCGUUCAGAAAAUCAUUAUGGUAGCGUAAAACUAUGUAUGAGUAUAUUGUUGAUGUUGUUCGUCCUUUUUAUUCCUCUGAUGAUUGGAGUUUGGAAAACGAAUUGCAAAGAUAAACACUAUUUCAUACUUUUUGGCUUUUGGAUAACUUUGAUGUUGAAGAUAUGCCUGUCUAUUCCCAAAAGAGCUAAAGAAAGUACAAUAGAAGAUUCCGAAAUGAAAAUGACAGAGCCUAAUGAGUAUGAAGAAGAACACUGAUUGAACCGACUGCAAUUUAGUUUAGAAAGAAAUAUUGCCUGCUUUUGUUCUUUUUUCAUCAGAUAAUAACGAACAUUUUCCUUUAUUCGAUUAUUUGUUCAGUUUAUCCUUUUUUGUUGCUAGUGGUUUUCAAAAAGUAACAGUAGGUUUUCGGGUGAUUGGAGCUUCUGAGAUUAGAAAAAGGAUAUUUUUUGGAGUAAAGCUUACAACAAUCUGUUUUUUAAAGACAAUAAUGCAGAGCUUCGAACCAGUAAAAUGAGUCCAAAAACACUAAGGAGCAUCAUGCGAUAACUUGAAGAAUAACCGAAAACAGUUGAAACAAAUAACGAGAGGAACAGGAAGCUACUUCAUAAAAUCGAAUGCAACUAAUUACUAAUUGGAACUUCAGCAAAGUAUGGUAUAUCAUAUGAUAGGAGCCGAAUAUAUUAACUGGGAAACUGAGUGCAGAAGGGAUAAAUACGUUUUAUACAGAUAAAGCUACUAAGCAAGUGAAAAAAAAAAUCAUAUAUGUGAUUUCUUUACUAUAUGACUAUACAUAUAUAUGAACAAAUAUAUAUGAACAAAUUCAUCAUACAAAUAUCUGAUGAUAUGUACAAAUCAUUCAUAAGAACAAAAGAAUGAAAUAAAAAAAUGAACAACACAAAUAUUCGCAAACUACGUAUCAGACAAAGCUAAUGCUAGUCACAAGGUUAUAAAUCAGAUGGUGCCACAUUACCAA
Mytilus californianus (California mussel) is the source of this 1958-nucleotide messenger RNA. RefSeq lists its product as uncharacterized. The transcript is spliced from 10 exons. The coding region runs from base 404 to 1240 and encodes 278 amino acids. NCBI's taxonomy places the organism in Eukaryota, Metazoa, Mollusca, Bivalvia, Mytilida, Mytilidae. The record is from RefSeq and is a predicted model, not a curated record.